UAUCAAGCCGUUAUCACCUUUGACGCACACACACACACACACAGCUGACCAUCCGCGUCGCCGCUUCAGUUACAGUUCAGUGUGCGAUCGGGUCGGUGCAAGUGCGUUUCUGUUGGCUCUCUAAUCCUAGUAGGCGAGGAUGCGGCUCCUUGGAUGGGUGACGGCAGCAUGCAGCAUCGUGGCCUGCUGCGGGAGUCAAUUGCGGUUUCCGUACGGUGAUACCAGCUUUAGUUUGGCCGUGUACAAGGCCGCCUUUGACCCCGACCGGAACAUUGUGGUGGCGCCGUUUGUUUUGCGAAACAGCGUCGUGAUGCUGUACUCGAUCGCGACGGAUGCUGUGCGAGACAAGCUGCGGGAGGUGUUUGGCCUGCCGACGAACUUUACGGAAUUUUUGACGAAUCAGAAGGAGCUACACUACACUCUUGGGGGUGGCGGUGAUGGGUUCCGGAUGAAGAAUCGGAUUAUCGUGAACGGGUUCAGGGAGGUUGAUGUACACAUGCGGGAUGUGAUGAAGGAAGAUCUGGAUACCACGAUCGCCUACUUUGAUUUCAUUCAACGGGAAGGGGUGGUGCGUCGAGUGAAUCAUUUUGUGAAUUUCAACACGAACCGAGCUGUUGGCGGGAUUGUGAAGAUCGACGAUGUUCCGAAGCAUCUACAGCUGGUUCAGGUUUGUGCUGCUAGCUUUAGACCUCCGUUUGCGAGUUCGUUCGAUCCGAAGGACACCAAUCCGAGGGACUUUUGGAGUGGAUUGAUUGAGAAGCUGUAUAGUACAAUGACCAUGUUCAAACGAGGAGACUUUCGGUUCUCGAGGAUUCCGGAACUGGAGAUUGAGGUGUUGGAGUUACCGUUUAUCAAGUCCAGCGAUGCUGUUAUGUGGAUUAUGCUUCCGGAUAGGGAUGCCUCGCUGGAAGCGAUCAUGAAAGCUUUGGAGCCUGGACAUUUCGACGCAAUCCAGGCGCAUUUCUCUUUGAAACGAGCUGAAAUCACGGUUCCUCUGUUCUCAAUAGAGUCCGAAUUCAACGCAACAGAGUUCCUCCAAGGAAUUGGCCUUGAUGUGCUGUUCAAGAACCGUGAUCUGCGGGUUUUCGAAGACGUUGAUUCAUCUCUGGACAGUGUAAUGCAUCGAGCUGGUAUACGUUUGCACGAGAAGACAGCGGAUGCCGGUGGUGCUUCCGUAGUUCGGAGCUUUAACAAACGGAGUUCAAUUUACCAGUACGUUGUGGCGCGUUCCUACCUCUUUGUAAUAGUCAAGAAGACCAGCAAACAGAUCCUGUUCAUGGGUCAUCUCCACAAGCCGGACGAUUUGGUAGAAGUUUGAAACCUCAGGUGUAACCGUGUACAGUGCGAUGUGAUAAAAGCAGAAGUGGAUCUUAA
Messenger RNA from Culex pipiens pallens (northern house mosquito), 1374 nucleotides. RefSeq names its product serine protease inhibitor 42Dd-like. Bases 140 to 1318 code for a protein of 392 amino acids. Gene Ontology annotation, molecular function: serine-type endopeptidase inhibitor activity. The record is from RefSeq and is a predicted model, not a curated record. The transcript has 2 exons. NCBI's taxonomy places the organism in Eukaryota, Metazoa, Arthropoda, Insecta, Diptera, Culicidae.